Molecule: messenger RNA, 863 nt
Organism: Apis laboriosa (Himalayan honeybee)
Lineage: Eukaryota; Metazoa; Arthropoda; Insecta; Hymenoptera; Apidae
Gene: trsn
Product: translin
Exons: 5
Coding region: 87-791 (234 amino acids)
Biological process (GO): RNA metabolic process
Cellular component (GO): nucleus; cytoplasm
Molecular function (GO): sequence-specific DNA binding; RNA binding; single-stranded DNA binding
Source: RefSeq, a predicted model, not a curated record
UUGGAGAUAUUGAAGUGUUAUCGCAAGUGUUAUGCUAAAAUAUUAACGUGCAAUUUUUUUUAAAGAAAUUUUUAAAUUUCAAAAAUAUGGGUGAUGGAAUUUCAGAAAUUUUUAAUUCUUUUCAAGACUAUUUAAAUAACGAAGAAGAAUUGCGUGAGGAAAUCCGUGCUAUUGUAAAAGAUCUUGAAAAAAGUGCCAGAGAUAUUCUGAUGAUAUUGCAAAAUAUUCAUAAUGAAAAUAACAUGGAAGAAAACAUAAUUGUAUCUCAAUAUUGUGCAACAUCAAGGGAAUUAUUUAAAGAUGUACGUAAAAACUAUAUAAGACUUGCAGAAGUUGUACCAAAAGACCAAUAUUAUAGAUUUCAUGAUCAAUGGCGUUUUGUUACACAAAAAUUAUGUUUCUUAGCUUCUUUAAUAAUAUAUUUAGAAAUUAAAGUUUUGGUCACCAAAGAAACUGUUGCAGAAAUAUUAGGAGUUAAAAAUAAUAGAGAAGAUGGUUUUCAUUUGGAUUUAGAAGAUUACUUAAUGGGUUUACUACAAUUAUCUGCUGAAUUGAGUCGUUUUGCUGUAAAUAGUGUUACCAAUGGUGAUUAUAAUCGACCUAUAGAAAUAGCACGUUUUGUAAAUGAUCUAAAUGCAGGUUUUAGACUUUUAAAUUUGAAAAAUGAUUCUCUACGAAAACGUUUUGAUGGUCUAAAAUAUGCUGUUAAAAAAGUGGAAGAAGUAGUUUAUGAUCUUACAAUACGAGGUUUGAAACCAUUUCCAAAUCCAAUUGUUCAAGAAACAGAAUAAUUAUGUUUUCAAAAAAUAUCUUAUAAAAAUAAUAUAUAUUAUAAUAUAUAAUAAAUUAUUAAAAUAGCUAUU